UCUUAUUGUCCCAUUCGGGUCCGAUUGUCUCUUCUACUACCGUCGCAGGCUGCGCUGCGGCACUGCAACAGACCUCCGUGGCAUCUUCCCGGCGGAUUCUGCCUGGCCGCACUGCAUCUUUCCUCCGGGGCAGCCUGGAUUGAGUCAACAUCAACAUCAGCAGUAGGGAGCCGCGAGACCAAGACCACAGUGUCCGUAGAGCUGUGCCUGUUAGUAUUUACAGGGUGUCUUGCGCAGUGGUCAGGAAGCCACUCGCAGGCCUCCGCCGAUGAAGCCAGUCACUGCAAUCCGGCCAUCCUCGCUACCAUUACUACUACAAUGUAGCCUGGCGUGAUGCGUUCAAGUUGGCUGAGACGAAUGCCACUGCAGCAGGUUCGAUCGGGCACGUACUAUCAAUCAUGUGAAGAACCGCACUGCAUGAGGCUCUUCGCAGACCCGAUUGAAGAGUGGACUCAUUCAAUGGAUUCAAGUUGUAUAGAAUCUACUUCACGUGCUCGCAUUCGAUACGUGUAUUGCCUACAAUACCAGGUGACAGGUAUCUUCACAUCCUGCAGUUGCAGUGAUCUCGUUGCUGCUGUACAAUACCAACAGUGCAGGUUGUGACUUACGCUGCAGUGGUAUUCUGUCCUGCGGUGUAGAUUCCUGGCCUCAAGUUCAGAUUCACUUCGGGUUCCUCACAUUCCUCGCUCGCUUCCACGUCCAAUCCCAUCCCAUCACUAUUCUUUCCCUCUCCCUCCUUGCCUUCAACUAUUCCUCGCUUAUCACUGACUUGACUUCAGCCUGAUUCGACUCCAAGGUGACACAGUGACAUAAUCAUCCCCCAAAGCGACAAUCUGCAUUCGUGGCCGCUGGUGAGACGGACAAGAUAGCGAGAAGCCUGAGGCCCCUCGAUGCAUCCGCGUCUGCGUCCGGAUCGAGUGUCUCCUUUACCGGCUGAACCGAUGUCGGUCCUGGAUCCAACCUGAACCAACGUACAGUUAACCAACUCCAGUCUACCUACUAUAGUCGAAAUCGAAUCGGUCCAUCACCCGAUCGGCCCAGUCUCGAUUUGAACACACUCGUCUGUCGGAGCGUAACGGCUUAUCCACUACUAGUACCGUCCGCUACACACGAUGGAAGCUGGAGAAAUCCACGACAUCCGCUAUGUCAGCAACGGCCACAUCCGGCAGAAACUUGACCUCUAUCUGCCCGCCGGUCGCAGCGAGCCUUGCCCCUUGCUUAUCUACAUUCACGGAGGAGCGUUCAUGUUUGGGACCAAAGAAACAGACCUACUGCCGAAACACCUGACAGACAAGGGCUACGCCGUCGCAUCGCUUGACUACCGGCUCAGUGGAGACGCCAUUUUCCCGGCCGCCCUGGAAGACUGUAAGGCCGCCGUCCGUUGGUUGAGGGCACAUGCACACGUAUAUCGAAUUGAUCCUGACCGAUUCGUGGCUUGGGGAGAAUCUGCUGGGGGUCAUCAGGCUGCCAUGUUGGGUGCAACCGGUGGGCAGACAAACGAGUUCGAUGUGGGUGAUUAUCUGCACAUCCCCAGCACCGUGCAAGGUGUCGUGAGUUACAGCGCGCCCACGGAUUUUCUCAAGAUGGAUGCCAAUGCACCGCCGAAUAGUCAGAAGCAUGAGGCGGCAAACUCCCCGGAGUCACGGUAUUUAGGUGGCCCCAUUACCGAGCAACCUGAGAAGGUCAAGAAGGCCAACCCUAUCACUUACAUAUCUCCGUUGACCCCUCCGUUCUUCAUCGCCCACGGCACAGACGAUCACACUGUCCCAUUCAAUCAGAGCGAACUGCUUGUGUCUGCUCUAAAGGAGGCCGGCGUCCCAGUGGGUUUUCAUCCCGUGGACGGAGCCGAGCAUGUCUUUCGCGGGGCAACUGAUGAACAGAUCCAGGCGCUGAACCUCGCCACUGAGAGUUUUCUGCAGGAUCUAUUCGAGGGACUUCUGGUCAAACAGGUGCAUGAGUCGCAAGCAGCAAAACAGGAUUGAUUCCAUGACAGGAGUUUUGAGAACUUGAUGCAUAGCGCGGAAGGUGAAAGGUCGGAACGGAAUGCUCAGGGGUUGAAAGGGAUUAAGUUGCUCUCAGCUUCUGAUGUCUUUGCACACGGAGCCAGUAUAUGAUCCAGUUUUAGACCAUGGGCUGGCUCCAAGUUCUCUCAGUAUGCAGUCUAUAUGCAUGAGGCCCUCUGUCUGCGGGGCUCGGAUACCGUUUCUUGUCGAUUAACAUUUUUGCCUGUGCUCAGUCAGUUUUCCUUGUAAUAAUCCUCGAACUUGUCUAGUCUUGGUUUUGUCUCUCAGCUUCC
Messenger RNA from Exophiala dermatitidis NIH/UT8656, 2296 nucleotides. Its product is annotated as lipase/esterase. NCBI's taxonomy places the organism in Eukaryota, Fungi, Ascomycota, Eurotiomycetes, Chaetothyriales, Herpotrichiellaceae. The transcript has a single exon. The record is from RefSeq and is a predicted model, not a curated record. Bases 1113 to 1982 code for a protein of 289 amino acids.